This is a messenger RNA of Cyphomyrmex costatus, 1018 nucleotides long. RefSeq names its product protein MANBAL. The coding region runs from base 591 to 860 and encodes 89 amino acids. The record is from RefSeq and is a predicted model, not a curated record. The transcript has 3 exons. Gene Ontology annotation, cellular component: membrane. Lineage: Eukaryota; Metazoa; Arthropoda; Insecta; Hymenoptera; Formicidae.
UGCUUUCGACAUGUAAACCGAAGGUCCACGAUUGCAACUCGAAUUUUCCGUCAACCUCCCGAAAGUCGCGCGAAUCCUUCGCUAUUCUGGCGGCCGCUUAUCGUUUCCGUGAAACGUCACGAUUAUUCUGGGAAGGACGUGCGUACAUAUGUUCAUGAGCGUUCUAAUGUUGGUACUAUUUGCCGCUACGCGCCAGAGAAUAACAAGGCGACGAUCAUCGCUGGUCACUGUCGCUUAUUGAUUUCCUGAUUUUGUAAAGAUAUAUAUUCCUCGCAUAAAUACCGCGGGACACGAUAUGCCAGCGUGAUUGAGCAGGUACUUGUCGAUCGAGAAUUCUUGUUUUGACAACAUUUGUAGAAAAUUCCUUACGCGAGAAAAAGGAGAAAAAAAAAGAAUUGUUGCUGCUUUUGGAGAAAAUGAAAUGCCAUUAGAAGAAAAAAAAACAAGAAAAUGAUUCGGCAUAGCCCGAACAUAAAGUUAUGAAUGAACAUGUUUUCCGAAUGAUUAUACGCCUCUGCUGCGAUUUUUGUGCGGAUGUGACGUACUUCGUGCAAUUGAAAUAAUUGAAUUCUAUCACGCGGAUCGACGAAAUGGCUGAUACGGAUCCGCAAUUUAAACGCCUUUUACUGCCAGCGGAGGAAACUCUGUUUGAACAAUUGCUGAGAUUCGGUCUCUACUUAGGUGCAGUGUUCCAAAUCAUGUGCUUGUUAGCUAUAGUCGUUUAUCAGGCUGGUCCAUCCGAUGGUGUGGCAGCUUUAAAGGAUGACCCAAGUGAUGUCGAAUGUUCUGAAAAUAGUCCUCAAGUGACACCAAGAAGACCUCAUCGGCCACGAAAACAGGAGAAAAAGAAGAGGCGUUGAAAUGUUCACAUUUCCUGUGACAAUACUCUGAUUUUACUCUCAUGAUCUUACAUCAGAUGUUUUCUAUUUGGUGACAUAAGUGUUGUGUUUGCUACUCAUAAAAUGUAAGCAAAAAAAAUAAGAGGACAAUGUUUGUCUUAACUAUUGUCAUUAAAUGA